CUUUUGUCGCCGACAUAUACUUAUUUGUUUGCCCCCCUUCCGUCUGCUCCCCUUCGUCCUGACCUUUUUUUCCCCGGAUUAUUGAAUCAUAAAGAAAAGAAAGAAAGACCCAUCGCGAAGCGGAGCAUCCAUCGUUUUGACCAUUUCGAGGCCCUCGAUUCUCUCUGAUUGACUGGGAAAAUAAAUAAAAAUACAAGCAAGUCUCACAUCUCAUUACCCCCUUCCAAAGGAAAAGAAGAAGAAGAAAGAAGAAGAAAAGGCAACAUGACCAACAACGACGCAUCCAAGGCCAACGGCGCCAACGGUGAUGCCGCCAAGAACUCGUUCGCCGUCAAGGCCGGGCUCGCGCAGAUGCUCAAGGGCGGCGUCAUCAUGGACGUGACGGACGCGGCGCAGGCCCGCAUCGCCGAGGAGGCCGGCGCCUGCGCCGUCAUGGCCCUCGAGCGCGUUCCGGCCGACAUCCGCAAGGACGGCGGCGUCGCCCGCAUGUCGGACCCGGCCGUCAUCAAGGAGAUCCAGAACGCCGUCACCAUCCCCGUCAUGGCCAAGGCCCGCAUCGGCCACUUUGUCGAGUGCCAGAUCCUCGAGGCCCUCGGCGUCGACUACAUCGACGAGAGCGAGGUGCUCACGCCCGCCGACAAGGUCUACCACGUCGAGAAGUCGGGCUUCAAGGCCCCCUUCGUCUGCGGCUGCCGGAACCUCGGCGAGGCCCUGCGCCGCAUCGCCGAGGGCGCCGCCAUGAUCCGCACAAAGGGCGAGGCCGGCACCGGCGACGUCGUCGAGGCCGUCACCCACGUCAAGACCGUCACCAACGACAUCGCCCGCGCCAAGGCCGUCCUCCAGACCGAGGGCGUCAUCGGCAUCCGCGCCAUGGCCAGGGAGAUCGGCGUCGACCCGACCCUGCUCCAGCAGACGGCCGAGCUGGGCCGUCUGCCCGUCGUCAACUUCGCCGCCGGCGGUGUUGCCACCCCGGCCGACGCCGCCCUCAUGAUGCAGCUCGGCUGCGACGGCGUCUUUGUCGGCAGCGGCAUCUUCAAGUCCGGCGACCCGGCCAAGCGCGCCAGGGCCAUCGUCAGGGCCACGACGCACUUCAAGGACGCCAAGGUGCUCGCCGAGUGCAGCGAGGGGCUCGGCGAGGCCAUGGUUGGCAUCAACUGCGACAGCUUGAAGUCCGACGAGAAGCUGGCCACCCGCGGGUGGUAAGCC
Molecule: messenger RNA, 1206 nt
Organism: Colletotrichum destructivum
Lineage: Eukaryota; Fungi; Ascomycota; Sordariomycetes; Glomerellales; Glomerellaceae
Product: Putative pyridoxal 5'-phosphate synthase subunit PdxS/SNZ, ribulose-phosphate binding barrel
Exons: 2
Coding region: 265-1203 (312 amino acids)
Biological process (GO): pyridoxine biosynthetic process; pyridoxal 5'-phosphate biosynthetic process; amino acid metabolic process
Molecular function (GO): amine-lyase activity
Source: RefSeq, a predicted model, not a curated record